AUGACUGCCAAUUCAGACAGACAUUCUCAGUCGAGGUACCACCAUGAAGCUAUAAACUGGAACGAAGACGAUGAAACACAAGUUAAUGCCAGUUUCAGAACAGAAACAAGUGCUCAUACAGCUGGAACAAAAGCCAUUGCACCCAUACUAGGAAUCCUGUUAAACAUGCCAAUAUGUUUGUCAAUGUUACUAUCUGCUGUGAUUUACAAGUGGACAAAUGAAUCUGUAAUUAUAAUAAUGGACUAUACAGAAGCCUUCAGUGCAAUAUAUGUGUUUGAAUAUGACAAAGUAGACUCUAGCACGUACUUCACUUGUACGAACAGCACAGAAUGCCCUGCUACGUGUUUCUAUCAAACGGAACAUUCAAUUUGCGGGGUAGAGGUCAUCGAUGGAUACUCAGCACGAAUCUGUGUCUGUGUUGCACACGAAUGCUCCAAGAAUUCAGACUGUAUACGGCAUCAUUGCAAUUCAGGAUACAGCUCCAUCUGUUCAACAACUACCAAUAAGUGUGUGUGUCAAUAUACCUGCGCUCAUAACUCUGACUGCAACAAAUACUCUUGUCCACAAGGAGGCGACAUAGUGUGCUCUGCAAUCUAUGGAACAACACACAUAUGCGCAUGUCAGAGGACAUGUGCUUCGCAUUCUGAAUGCGAUAACCACGCAUGUCCUGGAGGAAGGACUUCCGUUUGUUCGGGAGGUAGUUGCCAGUGCCACAAAGUCUGUAGAGCCGACUCUGAAUGUCCUACCCAGGUCACGUGUUCAGCUGGCACUAUGCCAAGAUGUUCGACCUCGGCCAAACAUACCUGCACCUGUGAGACACAAAGCAACUAUGUUCGAGACUGUACCUCAUCUUCUGCUUGUUCCAAAAACUACUGUAACACAGGACUGGUACCGUACUGUUCAUCACGUCACUGUGGCUGUACAGACUGUCUUACAAAUAGUGAUUGCCAUCAAUACUGUCAAAAUGGAUUUGAAAGGCGAUGCGAAAGUCAUAAAUGUUUCUGCCGAAGUCUUUCAUGCAAAGCCAACUCGGACUGUACCCCUCACACAUGUGCAUCAGGAUAUACUCCUAUAUGUUCACCUACUUCACACAUGUGUACCUGUGGCCGUGUUUGUCAAAGCACUAACGACUGUUCUUCUACAAGAUGUACAGGAAGUAAUGCUAUGUGCACGCCUGCGCAAAGGCAUACAAAAACAUGUACGUGUGAAACUACGUGUUCAAAAAGCAGUGACUGUUCGAACCAUAAAUGUUCCAAUGGACUUCUCCCAGUUUGUGAUUCUGCAUCGUGUGUGUGCAGAAGUCACUGUACCAGUGAUGCUUCUUGUCAUUCUCUACUAUGUGGCUCAGGAAAGCAACCAUUUUGCUCUACAGCAGAUGGCUCUGCUUGUAUGUGCUUUGAAUGCACAGCAGACUCACAUUGUUCCCAUCAUGCAUGUAACAGUGGAUACCAUUACAAGUGUAACAAAAACACUUGUACAUGCCAGCAUGAUCCAAUAAAUGGCGGCUGGUCACCCUGGGGAUCAUGGGGUAGCUGUUCUACUUCCUGUUUAGCUGGACAACGUAUACGUCACCGCAGUUGUAAUCAUCCCAGCCCUAAGUAUGGCGGAGCACAUUGUGUUGGAAAUUCUCAAGAAAGUCAAACUUGUUCAAAGCCAUGUCCAGUUGACGGGGGAUGGUCCGUUUGGAAUAAUUGGUCGUCCUGUUCAAAGUCAUGCGGAAAAGGAUCGCAGACCCGUAGUAGACAGUGCACGAACCCAGCCCCUGCCAACGGAGGGACGAAUUGUGGAGGAUCUAAUCAAGAAACUAAGGACUGCCAAGUUACACAUUGUCCAGUGAAUGGAGGAUGGUCAGGGUGGGGCCGAUGGGGUAGAUGCUCUACUACGUGCGGUGCUGGGGCUCAAAUACGGACCAGACAUUGUAAUCAUCCCAGACCAGCAUAUGGCGGGAAAACGUGUACUGGCAGCAACCACGAGUCACGAAGUUGUUCCCAAGUUCCAUGCCCAGUCAACGGAGGAUGGACAAGCUGGGAGAGUUGGUCGACUUGCAGUGUAUCAUGUGGUGCAGGAAUAGAAUCUCGAGUCCGAUCUUGUACACAUCCAGCGCCAUCCCACGGAGGAAAACCAUGUACUGGAGAUCUUAAAGAAACACAGACUUGCGUCCUAGCACCUUGUGCCCGUUCAUGUAAAGAUAGCAGUGCUCAGUGUGGGUUGUUGAAGGACGUUUUCUGUGCUCCAGAUAACACGGACGGCCAAAAUGUUUGUCCAAGCACCUGCGGACUAUGUCCGGUGGAUGGUGUUUGGGGGACCUGGGCAAAAUGGUCUGUGUGCACUUUGACCUGCGGGGGAGGGGUCAAAUUAAGAUCACGUCUUUGCAAUAACCCACCUCCCUCCCAUGGCGGACUGAUUUGUAGCGGAUCUGCACAGGACGUAGCUGACUGCAACACUCAACAAUGCCAAGUUGACGGGUCAUGGGCGGUCUGGGGAGAUUGGACAUCAUGCACUAUAUCCUGUGGCGGAGGAUCACAAUACAGGUUUCGGUCCUGUUCUAAUCCCUCGCCUUCCGGUGGAGGUAGAGAUUGUGUUGGUAGCUUACAUGAUGUGCAGUCGUGUUCACAGACACCAUGUCCAGUGGACGGAGGCUGGUCGUCUUGGACGGACUGGUCGUCCUGUAGUGUUACCUGUGGAUCCGGCCAAGAAACUCGAACACGCACCUGUAACAGUCCGGUUCCUUUAUAUGGCGGCAGGUCAUGUGUUGGAAACGUCACAGAGAUGCGCCCUUGUAACAAAUCUGUGUGCCCCUAUGUUUGUAAAGACCUGUCUCCCGACUGCCAGACGUUCAAAUCUAUGUUCUGUUCUCCUGCUCAUCCUUCCGGUUUCCAACUCUGUCCAAUCACGUGUGGAACAUGUAGAGUUGACGGUGGUUGGUCCGAUUGGUCUUCUUGGAACGUAUGUAGUGUAUCAUGUGGAAACGGCACCAAAACACGUUCCCGUCAGUGUUCUAAUCCUGUGCCUGCUUUUGGAGGAAGUGACUGUAAUGGGACAUCAAAGGAAAUAGACAAUUGUAUCCAACUGCCAUGUCCAAUUGAUGGAGUUUGGUCAGACUGGACGAGUUGGUCGUCGUGUUCUUUGACUUGUGGAGCUGGAGUACAGACACGUGACCGACAAUGUGACAAUCCAGCGCCCUCUCACGACGGACAGUUCUGUCCUGGGGAUCCUUAUAGUAUCCAAAGUUGUACCGAAAUGGAAUGUCCUGUUGACGGGGGCUGGAGCGACUGGACGGGGUGGUCGCCCUGUAGUGUCACGUGUGGUGCAGGAGUAAACACUCGAACACGUGCAUGCACGCAACCUGUUCCCAUGCAUGGUGGUUUGAACUGCACUGGAGCAGAUACAGAAACUCAUCCAUGCAAUAAGUCAGACUGCCCAGUCGUUUGUGAAGACCAUGAUCCUGGGUGUCCAGUGUUUGCCAAGUACACAAAUAUGUGCGCCCCGGAUAAUCCACAAGGUCCCAUUACCUGUCCCAAAACCUGUGGUAUAUGUGUUGUUGAUGGUGGUUGGAGUUCAUGGGGACCGUGGUCUGCAUGUAGCGCCACCUGUGGUGACAUGAUUGCUAGGAGCCGGAAACGACAGUGUGAUAAUCCGUUGCCCGGCAAUGGAGGGAAAGAUUGCGAUGGGAAGUCAUUUGAGUUAGGGUUGUGUAACGUUACAGCCUGUCCAGCAGGAAAACCAUGUCCCACCUGUGAUGAGAAUCUCUCGUGUAGCUGGGAUUCUAUCUGUGAUGUCUCAGAAACCUGUAUGAUUAGGUCCUACACUGGAUACAAUUUUACUGUACACUGCUCUAAGGUUGAGGAUUGUUCAUUUGAGAGGGAUGUCCUUUCUACGGGGGAGAUAUACUGUUGUGACGAUAGAGCAUGCCUUCGUACUGUACUCGGAGUUUAAGGAAGAUUUUGCAGCUUUGUUUAU
Messenger RNA from Saccostrea cuccullata (small rock oyster), 3960 nucleotides. Its product is annotated as SCO-spondin-like. The record is from RefSeq and is a predicted model, not a curated record. Bases 1 to 3936 code for a protein of 1311 amino acids. Lineage: Eukaryota; Metazoa; Mollusca; Bivalvia; Ostreida; Ostreidae. The transcript has 22 exons.